AUGCGGAGCGCGGGGGGAGCCGCGAGGGACGGGCAUCGCGUGGGGAAUGGCCUGGCUUGAGCGGGACGCUGGACAGCGGCCGGUUCCAAAUCCCUGCCGUGGGCAGCCACUCCUCCCACCGCCCCAGCUUGCUCCAAGCCUCCUCCAUCCUGGCCUUGGACAUUUGUAGAGUUAUCCUCCAUGCAAAGUUGCCUGGACACCCUGUGCCAGAGCCUCACCACCCUCACAGCCCACACAGGAGCACUGACAGAGCAGAGGAACUGCUGAUGGAGCAGAUGGGGACAAACCCCCAGCACAGACCUGGCUCACAGGCAUCCACCAGCCAGAAAUGGAGACCAACUCUCAGGAGCAAAACCCCUCCACUGCAAGGCCUCGCAUCCUUGUGCUGUACAGGUACACCACAGACAUGCUGAUGGCAGUGCUCCUGUUCCUGCUCCUGCCACCCCUCACCCAUUCCCACGAGGUGUCCUGGACGUACCAAGGAGAAGGAGAGCUGGAUGAAGAGCACUGGGGGCAGCAUUUCCCAGCCUGUGCUGGCAAGCAGCAGUCCCCAGUUGACAUCCAGAGGAGGAAGGUGAGGUACAACCCCCUGCUGCAGCUGGAGCUCGCUGGCUACGAGGGGCCCUUGCAGGGCCACUUCAGGAUGACCAACAAUGGCCACUCUGUGCAGAUCGACCUGCCCCCCAGCAUGAGCAUCUCCCGAGGGCUGCCAGGCCUGUAUAGAGCAGUGCAGAUGCACCUGCACUGGGGGGGGCUGCAGCUGGAGAGCAGUGGCUCGGAGCACACCAUCGACGGCAUGCGCUACUUCGCCGAGCUGCACAUUGUCCACUACAACGCUGCAAACUACUCCAGCUUUGAAGAAGCCAAAGACAAGCCCCAGGGGCUGGCUGUGCUGGCCUUCCUGUACACGGAUGGGCACUUUGAGAACACCUACUACAGCGAGUUCAUUUCCAAACUGGCAAGGAUCAGGUUUGCAGGUCAAUCAACAACGCUCAGCUCUCUGGAUGUCCAAGCCAUGCUGCCAGAAAACCUCUCCCAGUUCUACAGGUACCAGGGCUCCCUGACCACACCGCCCUGCUCCGAGAGCGUCAUCUGGAGCGUCUUCCACUCGCCCAUCGUGCUGUCCCACACACAGAUCCAGCUCCUGGAGAACACCCUGCUAGACUGGCACAACCGGACCCUGCGCAACGAUUACCGGCACGCGCAGCCGCUGUGGGGCCGUGUGGUGGAGGCCUCCUUCCCAGCCCAGCGUGCCCAGGCACAGUGCCAUCCAGAGGAAUUCACCCUCAGGCUGGAUCAAAUCCAGAUGCAGCUCCAGGACUUGAGAACAGAGUUGCUGAAUGGACUGAGCAACACAGGUACAAAAUGCAGCACCUUUCCAGCUUUCUAUUUCCCUGUGGAGAACAUUGAGAGCUUUGUGGAGGUGCAUCCCCUCCGAGCUGUGUCUCUCCAAGCCUUCACCCUGUGCUUCUGGAGCAGAGCCCAGCCCGUUGGCAGUCAGACCAUCCUGUCCUACUCCACUGGGGAGAGUGACCACGAGCUGGUGGUGACUGUGGGCACAGAGCUGGGGCUGUGGGUAGGAGGCCACUUCCUGAGCUUCCCCCUGCAGCAGGAGGCUCGGGGCUGGCUGCACCACUGCGUGACCUGGUGCUCCCAGGAGGGCACAGCCAACCUCUGGCUGAACGGGGCAGCUGGCAAAGCCCAGAGCCUGCAGCAGGGCUAUGUGAGCCAGGCUGGGGGCACACUGCUCCUUGGCAAGGCCAGGGAUGCUCUGCUGGGCACCUUCUCCAAUGGCUUUGCAGGGUGGCUGAGCCAGCUGAGCCUGUGGGGCCGAGUGCUGGGCGCUGCGGAGAUCCGGGCGCUGGCGCUGUGCAGGGCCCAGCCCAGCGGGGACAUCAUCGCCUGGGGACAAACCCCCAUGGCCCUGCUAGGGGGGGUGCUGCUGCAGCCUGACACCAGCUGCCACUGACACAGCCUCUGCUGCUCUCAGGGCAGCAGGAGAGUCCCAACUGCUGGUUGGCAAAAACUCUCACUGUCUGCUCCUUUCUCAUCCUGCUUUGUGUGGCUCACUGUGCACCUCUUGGUGUGUUUUUCCAAGACACCAAAACCUCCAUCAGAGAGAUAAAAGCAAAGAACUGCAGAAUCUGCACCCUGGGUUGUUAAAUCCCUCCCAGGGGAUUGAUUUAGACCCCCAUACAUAGAUUUUUUUUUUCAUGCCCAAGUGCUGCUCUCUGGUCAAAGAGCUGCUUUUUAAAAUAAAAUUUCUCUCCCAUCCCUCACCCAAUCUCAGUUUCUCGGCAUCUUCCCUGCUUUUCCCUCCUGUCUGUCACCACCCCUUCCUUCCCUCACAGUCUACCCCACAGGAGAGUAGAUGUGGGGCUCAGGCAGGGCAGGUCCUGUGCAAUCCCUGUGCCUUGGCCUGUGGCACAACUUUGCCUUCUUUUCUGUAGUGGAUGUAGAGACAGAGCAUAGAAACAGCUCCUUUAUCAACACUGAUAUAUUGAGCACAGGUAUAUUGUAUAUAAACUCAUUUUCUAAGGUGAAAAUAAAUCAUGGGAGGGAUUCUCCAUCUACUUCACAAAAUCCAUGCCAAGCUGU
Oenanthe melanoleuca is the source of this 2598-nucleotide messenger RNA. It is a transcript of the gene CA6, whose product is annotated as carbonic anhydrase 6. The record is from RefSeq and is a predicted model, not a curated record. Gene Ontology annotation, molecular function: zinc ion binding; carbonate dehydratase activity. The coding region runs from base 329 to 1969 and encodes 546 amino acids. NCBI's taxonomy places the organism in Eukaryota, Metazoa, Chordata, Aves, Passeriformes, Muscicapidae. The transcript is spliced from 11 exons.